This is a messenger RNA of Plodia interpunctella (Indianmeal moth), 1849 nucleotides long. Its product is annotated as CLIP domain-containing serine protease B4-like. Bases 83 to 1180 code for a protein of 365 amino acids. The transcript has 9 exons. Gene Ontology annotation, biological process: proteolysis. Lineage: Eukaryota; Metazoa; Arthropoda; Insecta; Lepidoptera; Pyralidae. The record is from RefSeq and is a predicted model, not a curated record. Gene Ontology annotation, molecular function: serine-type endopeptidase activity.
CCCAACGCGGGCGCAAGCACUGAUUUUUUUGUAGAAACGGACUAAAAAUAUGUUGUGACGUCAUUGAAGUGUUACUGUCAAAAUGGCUUUUGAAUUGCAUGUGUUGAUUUUGUGCUUUUUUGAAUGGACUGUUAUGGCUCAAUUUGGGUCGAUGACAAUCAGUGUCGGCAUGGGUGGCGUAAGAAUGGACGAAGAAAAUUUGAGUAUAAGGGGCGGUUGUCCACCAAACACGGCGUGUAAACCAAUAAGCUCCUGUCCGUUGUUAGAAGACUUGUUAGACUUCUCGUGUUUCUCUUCCGAUAAAUACUUUCACCGUCUCAACCAGCUCACAUGCGGUCACGCUAACAAUGAAGACUAUGUAUGCUGUCCCUCCUGCGACUGCACAAGGGUCUUCAGCGAAGGCACCCAGAGAUGCGGACAGAGUAUGGUCAAAGCUAAUAACUAUAGUGGGAUUGGAGCUCAUCCAUGGGUUGCCAGGAUUGGUUUCUCCCACAAGGAGACUGGAAAUGUAAGGUUUGCCUGCAGUGGAUCCAUAAUAUCCAAACGUAUAGUGCUUACUGCUGCACACUGUGCUUUGGCUAAGCCAGAAGGAUACAAAUUAUCCACAGUAGUAGUAGGCGAAUGGGACACCAGUCGCAGCCCUGACUGCAACGAGUUCUUCUGUGCCCCACCCACACAAGCCAUCAAGGUGGAAAACGUGGUCGUUCACGUCGGCUACGAGCAGAAGAUAUUCAGGCACGAUAUAGCUCUGAUAGUACUCAAAGAGGAGAUCAAAUAUUCAGUGACAGCGGCGCCGGUCUGCCUCAACGACAGACCGGAAGUGGUUAUAAACGAGCGGGCCUAUCUGGUUGGCUGGGGCAAACUGUCAGGACAGAAUAAUGCGGUCAGUCGCCAACAGAUGCUAGACGUUCCCCUGGUGACCCUGGAGACCUGUGAGAGUAUCUUUGGUCAGUCCGUGCCCAUCCACGAGGGGCAGCUGUGUGCGGGGGGUGAGGAGGGGAGGGACGCCUGCUCCGGCUUUGGAGGGGCACCUCUGCUUUUAUACAGAGAUGAGAAGUUUGUGCAGGUGGGUAUAGUAUCAUUCGGGUCAGAAAACUGCGGCAGUGAGGGGGUUCCCAGCGUGUACACAAACGUGGCACACUAUUACCAAUGGAUCGUUGACAAUUCGCCAUCGUUUUAAAUUAUAUCUCAUAAACAUAUACAUAGGUAGUUUAAUUUGAACCAAAUGGCAGAAUAUCCAACAACAAGUUGUGGAAGGAAAAGACAUUAUGCGCUGACCGCACUUAAAAUGGGAUUUCGUAAGGAGCAAGAAGAAGCAUUUUAACAAAACUGGAUGAAAUUUCAAAAAAUCCAUCCAAUUGGCGAAUUCAAAUGCCAGUAACUGGCACAUGCCGGUGGCAUGCGUCCAAGUGUGCUAGCUACUGACAUGUGUAAUACAUGUAACAGAGAUGCAUUUUGUGGCAAAAUAAAGUGCUACAAUUAAGCAUCUCCCUUUCUCUCAUCUUCGCGUGUUCCUGGUUGUGGAACACCAAGAACCAAUGGUCCGUAAAAAAUUUUUGAAGAUUCGGCUCUGAUGUUAUGAAUUGGCGCCUGCCCGAAGUCACUUGGCAAGGCCUUGGCAUAGCGCUGUCGCCGAAUAUGGGUAUAUAGCUGUGAGACGGAUUUAUAUCCCUAGUUGCCUUGUACGACUAUCACGAGAGGGUUUGAAAUGUAAAUUAGCAUACCUACUGUAGUCCUUAUUUUAAAGUUGUUUGUGAGGUAUGAAAUGUAAUGAUGUAGGUAGGUAUCUGUAUUGUGUUAAAAUAUAAUUAUCAGCGCAAAUAAUAAUGUGAUAGAUACGAGUAAUAAU